AUGAGCGCCGCGGGAUUGCGCGCGUCCCUCGCGCCCCGCGCGUCCGCCGCAUCCGGCGGUCGGGCGGGCGAUGGACGAGCGCGACGCGCCGCCAAGGCCAGGCCCGCGCCCAGGCGCCGCGACCGCUCGCCCAUCCGCGACGCCGACGCCGCGACGAGGACGACCGCCCCGGCCGUCUCCGCCGACGCGGUGCAAGUCGUCGCGCCGACGACGCUCGAGGAUCGCUCCUCGGAUCCCGCGAUCGGCGACGCGUCCGCGCCCGCGCGCCCACCCGUGGAGACGUGCCAGCACGUCCACCUCGGCUCGGCGUCGUCCAUCGCCGAGGCGCUCGCGCGCGUCCGCGCGGGCCUCCGGGGUCUCACGCAGGAUGCGUCGGGCCACGACGGCGCGUCGGGCGGCGGGUCCAUGCCGCCGUUCGCCAGCGGCGUCGUCCGCCUCACCGUCGCCGUGCCGCGCACGGUGGAUGCGCUCGAGUGGCUCAGAUCCUUACCCGACGACGACGAUCUUAACGACGACGGCGAAGGAGGCGACGACGUUAAAGCCGCGCUGCUGCCCAGGUACUACCUCAGCCCUCGGACGCCGCCCCCGGCGAUCCGAUCGGGCGAGGGCGACGACGGCGGCGACGAAAACCGCCACCGGCAGGGCGUCCACGACAGGGGCAAGGGUUCGGGUCCGAUGAACGACGACGGGGGUGCCGACGGGGGUGCCGACGGGGGUGCCGACGGGUCGCGAACGAGGAGGAGGCCGCAGGCGGAGCCGCCCGAGUGGCGCGCCGACCCCCGCGGCGCCGCCGCCGCCGCCGGCGCCGCGUGCGUCUGGACCGGUCCGUCAGCGUUCGGCGCGGACGUCCUCGCGGACCAGCGCAGGUUCCUCGACACCGGCGAGCCGCACGACACCGCCCCGCGCGUGUACGGCGCCGGAAGGUUCGACGCGGAUUCGGAUUGUGCCGUAGGCGACGAGUGGGCUUCGUUCGGCGGGCAUUACUUUUUCUUGCCGACGCUGGAAGUGGUGGAGGGCGCGAGGUGCGCGACGGUGGCGUGUUGCGUGGCGUGGGACGCCGCGGGCGGGGCGGCGUGCCGAGACGGGUUCGCGGCGGCGGUCGCGGCGGCGGUGACCGCGGUGGACGCGGCGUCGCGACCCGUCGCGCGCUCGCGCGGCGGGGCCCGCUCGCAGCAAUCGCCGUCAUCCCCAUCCCCGUCCUCGUCGUCGGGAUUGACGCGAUCGACGCGAGAAAGAAGGCUGCCGCCGGGCGCGUCUGACGUCACCGGAAGGGUUCUGGAACCCGACCAGGAGGGUUGGGUGCGCACCGUGGACGGGCUCCUGCGCGCGCUGAGGGAGGGCGAGGAGGCUGCGCGGGGAGGCCGCGCCGGCUCGGACGCCGACGGGGAUGGGGAUGAGGAUGACGGGGUUAACGAAAGUUUCCAAUCUUCGCCGCCGAGGGUUUGGGACGAGAAGGACGCGUACGGCGACGACCGGUACAUGGAGAACUUCGCGGCGCAGAGCAACUGGAAAGAGGUGCUCGGGGAGGUUGGCGACGGCGAUGAACGCGGGACGAACGGCGGGACGACCGACGGCGCCGAUCGGAGCCUUCGCGAUCGUCUCCUCGAGCUCGGUCGAUCCGCCGGCGUGGAGGCGCCGCCGGCGUCGGUGCUGGAGGACCUGGAGGCUUUCGCGAUGGCCGCGGGCAUCGGGGGCGCGAGCGACGUUCUAACGGGAAGCGCGAACGGACGGCGGCGGGGGAAGACGGGGAGGAACGGGAACCCGCGGAACGCCGACGUCGGCGCCAUCGGCAUGGGAUGGUCCGUCGACGAAUCCGUCGACGAGAACGAAGCCGUCGCCGACGUCGAAGCCAUCGCCGACGCCGUCGCGGCGGUGCCGUCAAACGCAAACACAGACGGCACCGACCUCGCGCCUCUUCGCAAGGUGGUCCUCGCGCGACGCACCAAGCUCACUUUGGGAUCCCCCGUGAACCCCCUCGCGCUCGUCGCGGCGCUAAAGGCCAGGGACCCGGACGCGUACCAGUUUGCGUUGAUUCACGCCGACGGAGCCGCGUUCGUCGGAUCCACCCCCGAGCGGCUGUUCAGCGCCAGGGACGGGCACGCGGCGUCGGAGGCUGUGGCCGGAACAAGGCCGAGGGGUUCCGACGAGGGCGAGGACGCCGCGCUCGCGUACGAGAUGCUGCUCUCGCCCAAGGAGCACGAGGAAUUCGCAAUCGUCCGUGAAGAAGUUCGCAGGGCGCUCGGCACGGUGGCGGAGGGCGGCCCCGGCGGGGUCAAGGCGGAGCUGGAGAAGGGCGUCCUCCGCCACUUCUCCGUGCAGCACCUCUACGCCCGUUUGGGCGCCGCGUUGGCGCCUGGAAAGAGCGAGGCGGACGUGUUGAACGCGUUACAUCCGACGCCCGCGGUGUGCGGCUUCCCGAGGCGAGCGGCGCUCGACGCGAUUCGAGUAGCCGAACCCUUCGACCGGGGUUUAUACGCCGGGCCUAUCGGUUGGGUCGGCGUCGACUCGGCGGAGUUUGCCGUCGCCAUUCGCAGCGCGCUGGUGUCCCCCGCCGGCGACGACAUCUCGCUGUACGCGGGGGUCGGGGUGGUGGCGGCGGCGGAUCCCGCCGCGGAGUGGCGCGAGCUCAACCUCAAGACUCGGCCGCUCGAGGCGCUCCUCGCCAAGCGGCCGACGCUGGCUGACGCUCCGAACGCUAACCAGGCCUGGGCGGACCUCAUCGUCGGCGAGCUGGUCAGGGGCGGCGUCGGCGUCUUCUGCGUGGCUCCCGGAUCGAGGAGCACGCCGCUGACGCUCGCCGCGGAGAGGCAUCCCACGGCGAGGGUCGUCGUGUGCAUCGACGAACGGUCGCUCGGUUUUUACGCGUUGGGCUACGGGAAAGGGUCCGGCAAGGCCGCGGCGGUGAUCACGUCCUCGGGGACGGCCGUCGCGAACCUGCUACCCGCGGCGGUGGAGGCGCACGAGUCGUGCGCGCCGCUGCUGCUGCUCACCGCGGAUAGGCCGCCGGAGCUGCGCGACACCAGCGCCAACCAAACCAUCGACCAGGUGAAAAUAUUCGGUUCCUACGCGAGGUUCGGGGUGGACCUGGCGCCCCCCGGGGACGGCUCACCCGCGCGCGUCGCGGCGACGGCCGUCGCCACCGCCGUGCGACACCUGCACGGCCCGCGACCUGGGCCGGUGCACGUCAACUGCCAGUUCAGAGACCCGCUCGGACCGUCCGGGGCGGAGUGGGACGUUCGCCGCGACUUGCGGGGUUUUGACGGGUGGGAGCGAACCUCGGCGCCGUUCACCUCGGGCGCCCCCCACGCCUCGUCCUCAUCCUCGUCGGAGGACUUGAGCGAGCUCGCGGCGUUGAUCAGGUCGGCUCGGAAGGGUUUGCUCGUGGUGGCUGGGGGAGGAGACGCGUCAGACGCCCUCGCCGCGGCUGAGCUGGCGAGGACGCUCGGGUGGGCGGUCGUCGCCGACGCCGCCUCCGGCCUGCGCGUCAAGGGCGGCGCGUCGUCGUCGUUAAAAUCGUCGUUAAGAUCGUCGUCAAGAUCGUCGUCGUCGUCGUCGCACGACCUCGAGUGGUCCGCGGCGUCGGCGGAGUGUCCCGGGCUGGUGAACACGCUCGACCUGAUGCUCGUCUCGGAUGAGAUUCGGGACUACGUCGGCGAGACCGACGUCAUCCUGCAGUUGAACCCGCGGGUGACGAGCAAGCGCGUGCAGCAGAUGCUCGAGUCCGCCGCGAUGGAGCGCGGGGCGGCGUGGGCGUGCGUCGCCGCCAGCGAGAGGCGGGCAGACCCCGGGCACUGCGUGUCGCUUCACGUCGCGUGCGACGUGCCGCGAGUCGCGGAGGGCCUCGCGAGGCUCCUGGACGACGUCGAUUCUGAUUCCGCGGAUGGGCGUUACGGCGGGCGUUACUGUGCCUCCGAGAACGCGAGGUCGUGCGCGAGGUUCAAGGAGACGCUGCUGGCGUGCGAUGCCGCGGCGAGUCGCGAGGCGUGCGCGGCGCUCGGGGACAUCGAAGCCGCGGAGGGAAUCUCGGAGAUGGCGGUGGCGCUCGCCGUCACCGAAAACCUACCCCCGAGCGCGGGUCUGUUCAUCGGCAACUCGAUGCCCAUACGCGACGUGGACAUGCUCUCCGGGAUUCGGAGGCGGGUGGGUACCGACGCCGGGCGGCACCCUAUAGGGGCGAAUACCUCGAGUAGGUCGUUGGGUUCCGGAGCCGGGCCCGGGGCUCCCGUGUGCGCCAACAGGGGCGCGAGCGGCAUCGACGGCGUCGUAUCAUCCGCCGCCGGUUACGCCGCGGGGCUCGGUCGUCCGGUGACGCUGCUCAUCGGGGACGUGUCUUUCCAGCACGACGCCAACGGGCUGCUGCUGCUGAGGGAGCGACCCGGUCAGCCGCCCGUGACGGUUGUGGUGGUGAACAACGGCGGCGGCGGCAUCUUUUCGUUUUUACCGGUGGCGGACCAGAUCGACUCGGGUUCGUUCACGAAACUCUUCGCGACGCCUCCGGACGUUUCCAGACGCGGGCUAUGCGACGCGCACAGGGUCGCGCACUCGCACCCGAGCACCCCCGAGGCGCUGAAGAGGGCGUUGGACGCGGCUUGGUCCGAAGGGAGGCACAGCGUCGUCGAGGUGACCACGUCUCGAGCUCGAAACUUGGAGCAGCACCGCGCGCUGCAGGCUCGCGUGGCGCGCGCGGCGGCGUGCGCGCUCGACCUGCGCACGCGCGCGGCGUUAGCGUCGGCGUCGUCGAGCGGUAUGCCCCGCGUCGCGUCCGCGUCCGUGCGCGGGUUCGAGCUCCCCAUGCUCAAAAAGCCGACGACGACCGAGGGCGAGGCUAAGGAGACGGCGGGGACGCGACGCGGACACCUGCUCAGGGUCCAGCUCGACGACGGCAGGGUGGGCUGGGGCGAGGCGUCCCCGCUUCCGGGGUUGCACGCGGAGUCCACCGAGGACGCCGGCGCGCAGCUGCGCGCGAUGGCGGCGCUUCUCGACGGCGGCGACGGCGGCGGGGGAGUGCUCGCGCCGCCCGAGCUUCCCCUGCUCGGCGGCGCCGUCUCCGAGUGGCUCCGGGGCGUCGUCGGCGUCGUUGACCCCGACGCGUCGCUGCUUCCGUCCGUGCGUUUCGCGGUCGAGUCCGCGGUGCUCUCCGCGCUCGCAUCGCCGGGCGCGCCACUCGCGGAUGUGCUCCUGUUCGGUUCCGUUCAAAGACGAGGAGCUUCAAAAAAGACAAACGAGGGAGGCGAGGGUGGCGAGUCCGUGGAUCCGACCGAUGAUCCGACGAGUCAUCAGUCCGUGGAGAUCAACGCGCUCAUCGAGGCUGGGCUCGCGCCGAGCGCCGCCGCCGCCGAGGCUCUCCGGCUCGUCCGCCUCGGGCACGGAUGCGUCAAGCUCAAAGUCGCCAGGGGAGAGGGAUCCGCGGGGGCGAUGGAGGACGCCGCCAGGCUUCGCGCCAUCCGAACCGCCGUCGGCCCCGACGUCGCCCUCCGCGCCGACGCCAACAGGCGGUGGUCCCUCAACGACGCCCUCUCGUUCGGGCUUCAGUGCGCGGAAUUGGACCUGGAGUACGUCGAGGAGCCGGUCGCGGACCCCGCGAAUAACCUCGCCGCGUUUCACUGCACCACGGGGGUACCCGUGGCGCUCGACGAGACCGUGGACGAGUGCGCGGUUGCCGCGAAAGCGGCGGGCACCGACAUCGAACGGGCGCUGGCGGAGUACUUCGAGCCCACGUUCGGGGUGGCGGCGUUGGUGCUCAAGCCCUCCGUGUUGGGCGGGUUGGAGGCCACCGCCGCGUGCGCGGCGGCGGCGAGAUCUCGCGGCGUCAACGUCGUCGUCACGACGUCUUUUGAAUCCGGCGUGGGCGUGGCGACGUGCGCGAACCUCGCGGCGGCGAUGGACGCGGCGGCGGUGGACGCGGCGGCGGCGGCGAGGGCGGAGGACGACGCGAGGGCGCGAGCCGAGCGGAUCGGUAUCGAAGCGAACGACGGCGACGACGUUAGCCUCCCGUUUCGAGCGUCUCGCGAGGCUCGCAUGCGUCUGAUGAACUCCAUCGACCGGGGAACCUUCGAGCUCGGUGAUGGGGAGGUCGCGGGUUCGAUACCCGGCGGGAACGGGAACGGUGGGGGUUCGUUCGGCUGGGAGGACGAGUCGCAUCGGUCGCCCGUCGCGAGCCUUCGCGCGAUGCGCCACGGGUUGGGCACCGGCGCUUGGCUCGACGGCGACGCGGUGACUCCACCCGCGGCGCCCCUCGCGUCCCUUCCCGGCGGCGGCGUGGGCGUGGACCUGGGACGUCUCCCGCGCGAUCUCGUCGUUUCGAACGAGACGGCGUCGGCGGCGGCGGCGUCGGCGGCGGCAAAGGUGGGUUCCUCCUACGCCGGGUGGGGCGUCGAGUCGCGGCACGAGGUGGAGACGUCCCAUGGAAAGUACUCGUUCAGGGUGCUGGACAGCGGGAACGCGCCGCCGUUCACGCCAGAUUCCGAUUCCGCGCUCGCGCCCCCGCCCGUGGUGUUCCUCCACGGGUUCAUGGGCGGCGCGGAGGACUGGAACGCGAUCGCGUCGGCGGUGGCGCCAGAGCGGAGGUGCGUAGCCGUGGACCUGCCGUGUCACGGACGUUCGCGAUUCGUUCCCUCUUCCGAGAGGGCAAACGACGAGGGCCUGAGCGUCGAAGCCGUCGCCGAGGCUGUCGCGGUGCUCAUCACCGAGCGCGUGUGCCCCGCCGGCGCGAAGGGCGCGGUGCUGGUCGGCUACUCCAUGGGAGCGAGGGUGGCGCUGAGGGCGGCGACGAGCCACCCGGGGUGCGCCGCCGCCGUCGCGGCCAUCGGCGGCUCCGGGGGGAUCCGCGGCGACGUUCAGCGAAACAUGCGAGCCGAUCGCGACGACGCGAUGGCGGCGGCGCUCGCGAAGGGUGGCCUCGCAGCGUUCGCGGGCGCGUGGUACCGCCAGGGCCUGUUCCGCGCGCUCGCGUCGCACCCGAGGUGGAGGGACGGCGCCAUCGCGAGGCGCCGAUGUAAAAUCCCGAAUUUCGAGUCGAGCGACGGGGACGAAGAGGACGAGGACGAGGACGAGGACGGCGUCGCGAGGGAUCUGGCGCGCGUGCUCGCCUCGAUGAGCCCGGGGAGGCAGGCGGUGGUGACCGGCGAUGACCUCGCGGGGAUCCACCGCGGGGCCGUCGGAGGUUUGACGCUUCUGGCGGGUGACCUCGACGCAAAGUUCAUCGCGACGGCGUACGCGAUGGCCGCGGAUGCGAAUGCGGUUUUGGAACGGGACGAAGACGGCGGGGACGGGGUCGAGGUGGUGACGGUGCCCGGGGCGGGGCACGCGGUGCACCUGGAGGCGCCGGAGGGUUUGGUGCUUCCCAUCCUUCGCGUCGUGAGGAGGACGUAG
Molecule: messenger RNA, 7371 nt
Organism: Micromonas commoda
Lineage: Eukaryota; Viridiplantae; Chlorophyta; Mamiellophyceae; Mamiellales; Mamiellaceae
Product: isochorismate synthase
Exons: 1
Coding region: 1-7371 (2456 amino acids)
Biological process (GO): menaquinone biosynthetic process
Molecular function (GO): isochorismate synthase activity; 2-succinyl-5-enolpyruvyl-6-hydroxy-3-cyclohexene-1-carboxylic-acid synthase activity; thiamine pyrophosphate binding
Source: RefSeq, a predicted model, not a curated record